UGUGGCUGUGUGCCUCUGCGGCUGUCGUUCGAUGCUCGGCUCUCGGGCCCGUCCGUGCCACAGUGUGUACCAUAAACGCAGUUUCAGUGAGAGUUUGCGAUCCCGCGGGUACGGUCGGAACUAACGGGACUUCCUUAUCAGCUUGUGUCGCGAAUCGGUCGCGGGUUGUGCGUGCGCCGUGUGGCAAUCAUUUUGCAAAAGAAAGAUCCAGCCGGAGAAUGCCCCCAAAAUCUGUACAAAUCAAAGCCUCACAAAUUGGUUAAGCCGAUCCGAUCGGAAAAUAUGUGAAAAGUAGCAAGGAAAUGUGGAAAACGCAGCCCUCGUAGAGAACCCCCAGAAAAUCCAAAACAGAAACGUGUGCGUUUCCAGUGCGUUUCAAGUGCGCCUUUAGUCGCGUCAGUGUCGCGCGCUCUCAUACACAAAUUGUUAGUAAUCAGUUGCGAUAAAUAAGUUGUAAACCAAAUUCGCGCCAAAGAAUCAGCUACAGCAAAAUGUUUCCGGGUCAGAGAAAAGUGUGAAGAGAAGCAGAAAGGCGUUGCCACAGAGAAACUGCAGAGGAGACACAGUACACGAACCUGGACCAGGACCCACCAAAGCCGAGCCACUGCCAACGUCAAAGCUCUUCCACAGACUGCAAAGACCACACACAGAACACAGAUCGAGAGCAGGGCCAUCAUGGGCCAGGCCUCGCUCUUCUGCUGCCACUGCUGCUGCCUGCUGGUGUGCCUCGUCCUGUCCACGCUAAAUGGCCCGGCGGCUGGAGCAACACGUGUCCGUGUCAGCUCCUCCACGACCAUGACACGCAACAUCGAGGAGGAGAACGCUUUACUUUUGCUUUUGGCUGGUCCGCCCGUUCUUUCCGAGUCCAUAAUGGGCACCGUCGGCCUACUUCCCUGCAACGUGACGCCGCCCAUUUACGAGGAUCGUGUGGCAUUGGUAAUCUGGUACAAGGUGGGCCUGAAGACGCCCAUUUACAGUGUGGAUACAAGGGACUCUAACUUUGACCGGGGCACCCACUGGUCAGACGAAACGUAUCGGGAACGGCUGUCCUUUAACGUGACAGGCCGUGCCGGCACGCUGAGCAUCAAGUCAACAACGGAGGACGAUACGGGCGAAUACCGGUGCCGCGUAGACUUCCAGAAGAGUCCGACGCGUAACUCCAAAGUGAAUUUAACAGUCAUAAUUCCGCCCGAGUCCGUCAUCAUUUUGGACAGCAAGGGGGCCACCAUCAAGGACCACACACUGGGGCCCUACAACGAGGGAUCCGCCAUUAACAUUACGUGCGUGGCCAUCGGCGGUCGGCCACAGCCGAGGGUUACCUGGCUGCAUGGGAAUACCAUCUACAAGAACGCCAGUGUGGGCCAGUCCCUCUCGGAGCGGAGGGUGGGCAAUGUCCUAUCGCUGGCGCGCCUGGAGCGCAGGAAUCUCCACAUGCAGCUUACGUGUCGGGCGGAGAACAAUAAUUUGACAACGCCAAUUAUCAGCAGCGUUGUCCUCGACAUGAACUUGCGUCCUUUGAUUGUUAAGCUGCAGGGCGAGAACCGGCCCCUGUCGGCGGGAAAUUCUUAUCAACUGAGUUGCGUUGUCAUCGGGGCACGUCCAGCGCCGACGAUUACCUGGUGGAAGGGCAGCAGCCCCAUGAAGAACACCCACGAGAUUGCCAAUCCGGAUGGAAAUAUGACCACCUCGGUGCUAACAUUCACGCCCACCAUCGAUGAUCGCGGCAAGUUCCUGUCCUGCCGCGCCGAACAGAGCAUGAUACCCGAAUCGGGCAUGGAGGAUGGCUGGAAAUUGGACAUUUAUCAUAUCCCCGUUGUGAGCCUGGAGCUGGGCACCAACUCCCUGAAUGCUACGCUGCGCGAGGGCAUCGAUGUCUUCUUCGAGUGCAACAUCAAGUCGAAUCCGUGGAUCUACAAAGUCAGUUGGCGGCACAAUGGUGCCAUCCUAGCCAACAAUCCCGCCGAAGGCAUCGCCGUGUCCAACCAGAGUUUGGUGCUGCAGAACGCCAGCCGGGCCCGCAGCGGCAUCUACACCUGUGUGGGGAGCAACCGGGAGGGCGACGGCGAGAGCAAUCCCGUCCAGCUGGACAUACGAUUUGCACCUGUCUGCCGUGGCGGCCAGAGGACAACUUACAGCUCCGGGCGCCACGAGACGGUGAAGGUGGCCUGCGAGAUCGAUGCCAAUCCCAUGGAGGCCACCUACGUGUGGAAGUUUAAUGCCAGCCAGGGCGAAACCGUGGACAUACCCGCCUCCCAGGUGGCCGUCGACAGGGGCAGGAGCAUCGCCCACUACACGCCCAUGACGGAGAAUGACUACGGAACACUGUUGUGUUGGGCCACCAACGAGAUUGGCGAUCAAAGUGACCCCUGCGUGUACACAAUAGUCCCUGCAGGCGAACCGGAUCCGUUGCUAAAUUGCACGGUACUCAAUCAGACAUCGACGGGCUUCCAAAUCGAGUGCAUCGAGGGCUUUGACGGUGGUCUGCAACAGGAAUUUAUAAUGGAGGUUUAUAUGAAUGGAACGACACGCAAUCCAAAAGUUUCCAGAUUAAACCGACCGUACUUCGAGGUGAGCGGCCUAGUGCCCGGCAUGGGCUACAAUGUCUUCCUCAUCGCCAACAACACCAAGGGACGGAGCAAUGCGACCAUUUUGCAGGUCUACACACUGAAGGAUCCCGAAAAGCAGACGGUCAGAAUCACAUUUACAAAGUUCUAUCAGGGACGCAGGCCCACAACCACCGCGAUGGCCACCACCAGCGACUGCAUAUGCAAUGAGGAGGAGUUCCUUGGAGUGGGGAAGGGCAAGGUCUUGGGCCACGAUGCGGGCACGGCAGUGCAGGAGCAGGAUGAGGAGCAGGCAGAAGACCUGUCGCUGGCCUAUGCACCCGUCAUCGAGGAUAUCCGGCCUUUCCUGGGCAUCCUAGCGGGCAUUGUGGGCAGCGUGUUCCUGGUGGCGCUCAUCAUUGUGAUUGUGGUGCGAGUGCGCGGCUCAACGGGACGCGAUCGCAAUAAUUACUCGCAUCCAGGCAGCGGAGGAGGAGGUGGCACUGGCAGUGGCGCUACUGGCAGUGCGGGAAUCGGAGGUCCUGGUGGCACCACCGCCAAUGGCAAUGGCAGUCUGGGCCUCCUCGCGAGCAACAAUAAUGGAAGUCUGGGCAUCGGCGGCACCCUUGCCCACAAUGGCGGACAAUCAGUGCAGGAUAUGCAUCGCAUCGGCAGGGACACCUGCCACGUGACGAGCAGUCUGGAUAGCAUUGACAAGAAUCCGGACAUCAUACCGCAAGAUGGCCACGACGUGGACGAUGAGUGGACAACGAAGGGUCACAGUCGGGCCUAUGCCACGGCUGCCCUGGCCGAACAGAACGCCGUCAUUACCUCCAGCACCUAUGAUCACCUGAUGCCCACGUAUGCGGUGGUCGACAAGAAGACCGGGGGCCCGCCUCCCGGCCACGGCCCCUAUAUACAGUAUAAUACGCUUAUACCCGUUAGCAAAAUGGGCGCUUACGCCAAUCAACAUCAGCAGCAGCAACAGCAGCAUACACAUCCGCACCAGCAUCAGCACCAGCUACAGGGAGUGCCGCAGCAACAGAAGACUGAACUAAGCUACAGCGAUUUGACAGCUCCGAUGGUGGGCAGUGCCGUGGGCGUCCAGCGUUUGGCACCGUACUGCAGCGCCACAUUGGGCAGGCCAGGCCGGGGUCAGACGGAGCUGAAGCGGGCCGAACCGAAUAUCUACUCGCAGGUAAAUGUCAUGAUGGAUGAUGAGAUACUGGCCGACCUCCAGGCGGCCACAGCGGCCGGUGGCACCUAUGUGGCCGGGGCUGUGGUGGACAAUGUGGGCGGCCGUGGUGGCGCCUCCUGCUCCUCGGCUCUCUACCUACAAGGCUAUGCCACGCGUAUCGAUCUGGCACACCAUCCCAUGCCCAUGUACUCCACCAGCCCGAUGUUCGCCACGAACAGCACCAUCACCGGAGUCACCAUGUCACAUCCAUCACAAAUGGCCACCUUCUCGCCGACGCCGCCGCCGCCCAUCUUCACACACAGCGUGAUGACCGCCACUGGCGAGGGUGGACUUCUCCAACCGGUGACCUGCAUGGGUCUUGUGGCAGCCACAUCUUCGGGAGCGGGACAACAGCACCAGCAACAGCACCAGCACCAGCACCAGACAACGGCAAAUGGCGGAAACGGAAGCAUUGUCGGCGUCAAUGUGGGCAUGAGCCUUUAUGGCAGCGAUGUGGGCAAGCCGCAGCUGCUGAAGACCGUGCCCGAGGAGAUGCACCAUCAGCUGAAUGGCGAGGAUGUCCUGAUCGCCCAGGAUCGUAAUCAUGGCACCGGGACACGCUUCUGACGCUAAAUAUUAAGGAGUGGAAAGAGUGCAGGAGCAGCAGCUGAUCGAAGAGGUUCCCAGUGAAGAUCUGAGGCUACAUCGGGGGAGGAUACUCGUACCCCAAAGGAUCAUCGGAAGGUCAGCAAAUCAAAAGAAAAGUCGGGAAUCGGGGGAAUAAUUGGUAAACAAAUUGACUAUAAGUUGUAUGUGAUGGAGGAAGGAUUGAAAGGAUGAUUUUAAAGGAGUCCGAGUACUGGAUGAAUGGUUAAUGGAAGGAAGAACCUAGAACCUAGUUAGGGCACUUUUUAAGGGGCACAGUAGAUGGAUUGUGAGGAUAAAAAGGAGAGCUGAAACCUGUAAAAAGAUAACAAUAAAUACAUUUUGCAUGAAACAGAAAGCAGAAAACGGAAGCCAGAAUGGGAUUCCCCACUUAGUUCAGUAAGAUGUCGUGUAAAUUAUGGAAUACAAUUAACAUUUAUAGCUAUAAUUUUAGCCAUAAUUAAUAAACAUUUUGUAGCAGAGCAGACACUGCACUGCAGGAACGCAAAACUGAAUUGUUAAUAUAUUUUUAAAGAAAAGAACAGCAGCUUAAAGCGGCAGGAAAACGCGGAAAAACUUUUAGUAAAGUAAAUCAAUUCACGAAUGUUGUUUACCCUUUGGUUCGUACUCCCAGAGAACCCCCAGAUACAUCCUCAUUAUCCACUCUUAUGCUUGUAACUAAGGCAUAAGACAACAUACACUUACCAGACAGAUAAAUCAAAUCCGAAUAGAUCUAAGACCCUUCCCCCUCUAGAUUAGGUCAAAUUGUAAUUAAAAGAAUCGUCAAAGAGAAUUUAAAGAAAAACUAGUCUUAAGAAAAGGGGAGCCUCCCAAAGGAGCAGCAAAUUCCAGUUUGCAUUUUAUACGUAAAGGAAAAACGAAAAUCGAACUUAGUUUAAGCUACUUAUAAUAGUACUAAACACUAAAUGGAGAUAUGAAAACAUACAUUUAAAAUUAAACAAUAAAAUGGAUAAAAAAUAAAAUCUAAAAUGCCAAGCAGCUGCAUGUAAAAUAUUUAACUGACAAUGUAAUAAGUUUUAGGCUAAAGUUAAUAACAAUUAAACCUAAUAAAAUGUAUGAAACAAAACGAAGUAAAA
Drosophila pseudoobscura is the source of this 5462-nucleotide messenger RNA. RefSeq names its product sidestep VIII (gene side-VIII). Bases 676 to 4347 code for a protein of 1223 amino acids. Gene Ontology annotation, molecular function: protein binding. The transcript has 21 exons. The record is from RefSeq and is a predicted model, not a curated record. Lineage: Eukaryota; Metazoa; Arthropoda; Insecta; Diptera; Drosophilidae.